GUGCGGCGCGCCCUCCGAGCGCAGGGAAUGCCGGGAUGGCGGCGGGAGGCUCGAGGCGGGGAUCGGCAGUCUUUACGGAGAAGUUCCUGCGGAUUACUUCAUGGCUGAAGAAAACAUUUGAAAAUGUGCCGCAGUUUGAAGUGAACGCGCAGACCAUUGAUCUCUUGCAUAUGUUUGUGGAAUACAGUGAAGAAAAAGAGAGAGAUGUUUCAUUUCUGAUAGAAGACAUGAAGCAAAGGGCAGCAGAAUACGAUGCAGAUGCUGAGCAUUUGCAGAGCCUUCUCACAGAAAGCCUCGAUCUUUCACCAUCCUGUCUGUCCGAAGAAGGCACUGCCCACCUUAAAACUCUGGUAGACAUUGCAAUGAUACUUGAAACGGAGGAUGCUUAUCUUACUAGCUUCUUCUGUGCCAUCAGUAAUAGGAGUUUGGAACUGCAUGCAGCAGAAUCAAAAAACAAAGAAAUGGAACAAGAAUUGCUCAACGUUAAGAAAAAAAUGACUGCUGUACUGUUGCUGGAAGAGCAGUUAGAAAAGGAUCUUGAAAAAGUAAAGACACAUCUUGAGAUUGAAGGAGCUAAAUCUGAGAGCCGAUCUCAGAACCUGCAGUUCCUGAGAGACAAAUGUGAGGAUUUAAAAAUCAGGAUUAAGACUGCUGAGAUGCAGCUUACUGGCAGUGGGUUAGACCAAUCACUUUUGCAUGAGUCACUGGUGGGCCUGUCUGAGAAACUGGCUGGAAUGCAGGAAGAAAUUGUGCAUUUGAAGAGGGACCUUGAGUGCUAUCUUGAUCUACCUCCUAAUCUUUCCCUUGCACGAGUGAAGGUUGAAGAAGCAAAACGAGAACUGAAUGCCUUGGAGGUAGAGUUCUCAGAGAAGAUUGAAAUGCUGACUUAUGAUGUGCUGGAAACCAGAAGACUCUAGUUCACCUGAAGUGUCCUGAAUAGGAGAUUUCCUUCUUGUCUAUUUGUUUGCACUAAUGAAAUAUACUGGACUCAGUAUAUUCUGCAGCUUUCUGCCUUGCUCUUAUCGUGGUUGGAUGGCGUGCUUGUGACCUUUCAGCAAGCAAGCUCUUCUCUUCAGUGGUUCAUGUAGCAGUGCAUUCGUAAAUGUCAGCUGUUUUUCCAAUAAAAUUCUUCCCAAACUUC
Messenger RNA from Tympanuchus pallidicinctus (lesser prairie-chicken), 1141 nucleotides. It is a transcript of the gene HAUS1, whose product is annotated as HAUS augmin like complex subunit 1. Gene Ontology annotation, cellular component: HAUS complex; cytosol. The record is from RefSeq and is a predicted model, not a curated record. Lineage: Eukaryota; Metazoa; Chordata; Aves; Galliformes; Phasianidae. Gene Ontology annotation, biological process: centrosome cycle; spindle assembly. The transcript has 9 exons. Bases 36 to 917 code for a protein of 293 amino acids.